AUGGAGAGCUUGAAUUCAGUUGUAGGUAGCAAUGAACAAAUAAAGGAACCACAUGUUAUAAAUGCAUCGGACAGUGAUUUUGGGGAAGAUGGAAUGGACGAAGUUAGCUCGAUUCCUUUUCAAUCACCAGGUGGUGGUAUGUAUUGGAAACCUCGGGUUGAAGCAGAAUUUAAACCUUAUAUAAACCAAAGCUUCCGAUCACUAGAGGAUGGUAUAGAGUUUUACAGAGAGUAUGGACAUAAAAGUGGGUUUGAGAUCAGACGGCAUACAGAGAAGAAACAUGAGGACGGUACAGUUCUUCUUAAACACAUUGUUUGCAGUAGAGCUGGCAGCAAUGAAUCAAAGAUGGAUGUUGAUUUUGAGGAUUUUAGUAGCAUUUCGAAAAAGAGAAGGAGAACUGUAUCUAGUAGAUGUGGUUGCAAAGCUAAAGUCGUUUUUAAGUUCUAUGGUUUGAAAGGAUAUAAUGUUCUCUCAUUCGUUGAAGAGCAUUCUCAUUUUUUGGUCUCCGGUAGUGGGAAACAUUUUUUGAAGUCAAAUAGAGUUCUCGGUCUCGCACAUAAGAAACUUGUAUUUGAUGGUGCAAAAGCCAACAUGAGGGACGUGAAGCUUUAUAUUGGUGAUCGAGAUGCUCAAAUGAUCAUCGAGAAGUUCACGGAUAAGAAGGAGAUGAGUGAUGGAUUUUUCGAUGAUUAUGCAGUCGAUGAAGAUGGUCGAUUAACUCGCAUCUUUUGGGCAGAUGUUAUUGGACGAAGAAAUUACGAUGUAUUUGGAGAUGUGAUAUCAUUUGACUCUACAUAUUCCACAAACAAGUACAACAUAAGGUUUGUUCCAUUCACUGGUCUCGACAAUUAUAAGAAGUGUGUUGUAUUUGUAGCAGGAUUGAUAGCUAAAGAGGACAUUGAUAACUAUGUCUGGAUUUUUGACGUAUUCAUGAAAUGCAUGAUUCGCGAGCCAAAGUGUAUUGUUACAGAUCAGUGCCCUGCCAUGAAGCAAGCUAUACCAACCGUCUUUAGAGAAGCACAUCACUGUUUGUGCAUGUGGCACAUCAUGAAGAAAUUUAACCAAAAGUUGGAAAAAUACAUUUCGAAGAUGGAUGAUUUCAAGAGGAAGAUCAAUGCACUGAUUUGGAGUAUAGAUAUAGAUCCAGCAACAUUUGAAGUAGGUUGGAAAGAUGUUAUGAAAGAAUUUAAGCUUGAAAGUAAUGAAUGGUUGUGUGAACUGUAUAACAUUCGGGAGUCAUGGAUUCCAGCCUAUUAUGCUGAUGAUCCAAUGGCUGGUUUAUUGCGUACUAUAUCAAUAUCAGAGAGUGAGAACAGUUUCUUUAACAAACUCAACCGUAGAUCUGACAUAUUGACAGAAUUUUAUCUCCGAUACGAGAGUGCUAUGGAGAAGCAAAGGCAUACAAACGCAAGAUUAAACUAUGAAGGAACAAAGUCGAUGUCAAGAAUGGACACACCAUUGUUAUUGGAGAGGGAUGCAGCAGAGUUGUACACUCGAACAAUGUUUUAUGAGGUACAAAAAGAGAUAAUGUCAUCCUGUUAUGAUAUGAGUAUCAACAGUAUAUCAGAAGAAGAUGGUGUGAAGAUUUUUUCCAUAAAGGACAAAAAGAGACAAUGA
Molecule: messenger RNA, 1617 nt
Organism: Asparagus officinalis (garden asparagus)
Lineage: Eukaryota; Viridiplantae; Streptophyta; Magnoliopsida; Asparagales; Asparagaceae
Product: protein FAR1-RELATED SEQUENCE 5-like
Exons: 5
Coding region: 1-1617 (538 amino acids)
Biological process (GO): regulation of DNA-templated transcription
Source: RefSeq, a predicted model, not a curated record